GUGGUUGUGUGGUCUGUCUGUGAAUGGUUGCCCUAAUGACAUUUCCACCACUUUCAUGCCCUUCAAUUCCAUGCAACGCAUCCUCGUAAAUAUCUUCUUAUCAUAUCAUAUCUUCACCAAUCCAGGAAAAAAAAAAAAAAAUCUCAAAAAAAAAGAACCAGGAAGUUGUUAUUGUUAUUGUUUUCGCGAAUUACGAUGAACAACAUCCUCGGACUUCUCCGGCUUCGGAUAAAGCGAGGAAUAAACCUCGCCAUCCGCGACGUCAAGACGAGUGAUCCGUACGUGAUGGUUACCAUGGGAUCGCAGAAACUGAAGACGAAAGUGAUAAAAAGGAACUGCAACCCUCAAUGGGACCAGGAUCUGACGCUUUCGAUCACCGACUUGGAAGAACCCAUCCAUCUGCAAGUGUACGACAAAGACACGUUAACCGUGGACGACAAGAUGGGGGAUGCAGACAUAGACAUCAAACCCUACGUCGAGUGUCUGAAGAUGGGGUUGGACGCGGACGCCCUCCCGAAGGGCUGCGCCCUUAUGAAAGUUCUGCCCAACAGGACCAACUGCCUCUCCACCGAGAGCUGUUGCGGUUGGGAAAAUGGCAAGAUUGUUCAGGACAUGAUUCUCAAACUGCGAAACGUCGAGUGCGGUGAAAUCGUGGUGCAGAUUGAGUGGAUCAACCUUCCUGGUUCUAAAGGUUUAGAAGGAGUCUAGGUACAACAUAAAUCUGUUUGCUCUCUUAUUUAAGUGUGUUUUGUUUAAUGUAUAUCUAUGUUUCAAGCAAGAAUGCCGUGCGUGUCUUGUGCUUGGGAUGACUACUUUUUUGUAUUUUCUUCCAUGUGAAAUUAUAUGAAUCAUGCAACGCUACUUAAAUACUCAA
This is a messenger RNA of Malus domestica (apple), 874 nucleotides long. RefSeq names its product protein C2-DOMAIN ABA-RELATED 7-like. NCBI's taxonomy places the organism in Eukaryota, Viridiplantae, Streptophyta, Magnoliopsida, Rosales, Rosaceae. The record is from RefSeq and is a predicted model, not a curated record.